This is a messenger RNA of Vicia villosa (hairy vetch), 2091 nucleotides long. RefSeq names its product protein TRIGALACTOSYLDIACYLGLYCEROL 1, chloroplastic. The record is from RefSeq and is a predicted model, not a curated record. Bases 795 to 1862 code for a protein of 355 amino acids. Lineage: Eukaryota; Viridiplantae; Streptophyta; Magnoliopsida; Fabales; Fabaceae. Gene Ontology annotation, biological process: phospholipid transport. The transcript has 4 exons. Gene Ontology annotation, cellular component: ATP-binding cassette (ABC) transporter complex.
UUUCUUGUGGAUUUUGUGAAUCAAUUUUACUAUGCGUUGGUUCUUUCAAUUUUGUAGUUUUUAUUUGUAGAAAUGCGCAUUUUGUAUAUAUUUCUGGUACAUAGUGUCACAGAUUUCUACUGAAAAUCUACAUCAUAUGCUGGAAUGGAUUCACAUCCGAUCAACCGUUCUGACUCAAUCAAUGUUUCUAAAAAUUGAAUCGAAACUGAUGGUUCGACGCGGUGAAUUGUGAAUAGCAUUGUUUGCCGUCCAUUUAAUUGAAUGGUUUCACUGUAGUUUUGUUCGGGGGCGAAUUAAAGCAUUUGAACUACUUUCUAUCAUAUGCUAGACUGCAGUUUACACAAUUCUAUCACUUGUAACUAAUUCUUCCAUGUUGAUUGUUUGUUAGAAAUGAGCUGGCUUAUUGUAACUGCCUAGCAUCCUUAUAAACAAGGGAUUGCACUAUUAUUACCAUAUAGACUCAAUAUUCGAUAGAACCAACAACAAGUUCAAUUCAGUUUGCCUUUUGUGUAUGUUUCAGCAAUGAAUAUUGAAUUCUGAAAAACUCAAACGGUUGAACUUUAUUCAACAAUAGUUUUUAAGGCAUUCAUAUUUGUCAUCAAUAAUUUUUGCCACCAUUGUAAUCUCUAGGAACUGCAAAACCCUACCAACUGUGUUGUAAUGCGAGAUAGCAGAAAAUAGAGCUUUUGGAGGAAGGCGGGGAAGGAAAUAAUUGUUAUUCUUAAGAUCAAAGCUCGGACAUCCCAUCCCAUACAGAUUGAAGAGCUUUGAUAUUGUCAGUCAAGGAUCUAACCAUGCAAACAGCAUUUUAUAGCCAUCCUGUAUUCUGCUUCUCUUGCAGAAAUUUAAGUACAAAUGCAAAGAGUAGUUCGGUGAAAAUUCGUGCACCUUAUCCCUCUCAACUGGAUUCAAAAUGUGAAUUCAAUAGGUGGCCUCGUACUUAUAACUCUCCCUUCAACAUUAAACCCAACAGAUUGUUUGUGCUUCCUAACACAAGUGAUGGCCAACCGACUGCGUCUACAAUGGAUGAUGAAACAAACACAAAUCAUGCUCCUAAUGUUAUAUCACCAAUAUUUCUCGGCAAUUGGUCACCGCCAAGGUACCUAUGGAGAGGACUAUCAGUUUUAAUCCUAGCAGGACAAGUAGUUAUGAAGAUUCUAAAGGGAAAGGUUCAUUGGAGGAACACUCUUCAACAACUGGAGAGAGUUGGUCCAAAGUCGGUAGGAGUAUGUCUUUUAACCUCAGCUUUUGUUGGCAUGGCAUUCACAAUACAAUUCGUGAGAGAGUUCACUAGGCUAGGAUUGAAUAGAUCAAUAGGUGGUGUCUUAGCUCUUGCUUUCUCUAGGGAGCUAAGUCCAGUUGUUACAGCAAUAGUUGUAGCCGGACGCAUCGGAAGUGCUUUCGCAGCAGAAUUAGGAACUAUGCAGGUUUCCGAACAAAUCGACACAUUGAGAGUUCUCGGUUCAGACCCUGUUGAUUACCUAGUGACACCAAGAGUGAUUGCUUCUUGUAUCGCCUUACCUCUAUUGACCUUAUUGUGUUUCAUAUUAGGGUUAGCAUCUAGCGCUCUUCUUGCGGAUGGUGUUUACGGUAUUAGCAUCAACAUUAUAUUGGAUUCGGCGCAGCGUUCUCUUCGAGCAUGGGACAUUAUUAGUGCGAUGAUAAAGUCGGGGGCUUUUGGUGCUAUCAUAUCUAUAGUGAGCUGUGCUUGGGGAGUUACAACAAUGGGAGGUGCUAAAGGUGUUGGAGAAUCAACAACUUCAGCUGUUGUUAUUUCUCUUGUUGGAAUUUUCAUUGCUGAUUUUGCUCUUUCUUGUUGUUUCUUCCAAGGAGCUGGUGAUCAAUUAAAGAAUUGCAUGUAACCACUUGAUUAUGUGUUUGCAAUUUUUGCUUGUAUGUACAAAAAGUGUUGGUUCUUUUUUCUUUCCUUCAAAAUUUGUAUUUGUUGUAUUAGUCUUGUUCUUGUUUUCCAUAGAAAGAUAAAUUGAAUAAUUAAACAAGGAUUGACAUUAAUUCAGUAUGUUGGUUGUGUUGUAAAGAAUAGUUACACCACUUCAUUGUCACUUUAGUGGAAUUUUGAUUUUACCUCUA